AUGGGUGACUUCAAAGCAGCACUGAUUUCUAUUUACGGUGCCAAUGCAAAUUAUUUGGAGGGGCAAGAAGAUUUCUUACGAUUGAUUUUGGAAAACCAAAACAGCAAUAUACAUGGUACUAUCCCCUGUGGAAGAGGGAAGAGUUUGACGUUUUUCCUUCUUGCAAAGGCGGCAAUUUUGAGUGGUGUCAAUGAUGGUGUCAGCUUUGUUGUUCUUCCAUACAAGUUCCUGGUGGAUCACAUGGUUCAAGUUGGAGAGCGGAUGGGUCUUGAGACGGUGGCUGUUCAAUGUUCCAACAUAGCAAAGGGGGCCACGCCUAGUCCAUUGGUAGAGAACAUUCCUACCAUUGUAUUUUUUACUGUGGACUCAUUUGCAAAGAUGAUGAGUGACAAUGGAGGCAAGCUAGAGCAAUGGUGCGAUGAAGGUAUUCUACGGCGUAUCUUUCUUGAUGAGAUUCACUUGCCUUUCAUUGAGGUGGGUUUUCGCAGAAGCUAUGACUGUUUUCCACAAAUUGUUCCCAAAUUUGUGUCAAAGGGAAUACAAGUCAUUACAAUGAGUGGCUCGCUUUCAAUUGGGGUAGAGGCUGCGACCCAGAAGUGGCUAGGCACGAAGAAUUGUAAGAGUCGGCGGACAGCUAGUCUUGGUUUGGCUGGUAUACCCAUCCAUGUUAAGCCGAUCCCAACAGGUGAUGGUCUCCAAUCUGUGAUUCAAGACAGACUUAAAUUUGGGCACAUUCAUGUAUUUUGUUGGACAAAGAGAGAUUGUGCUAAGAUCUAUGAUUGCCUGUUGGAGAUUGUCACUUUGAAUCAGAUUGGAGUUGUAACAUCGGAUACAAGUGAGGAGGCUAGACAGGGGGCAAGCAAAACGUGGUUCAACGGAGGCUGGAAGAUACUUAUAUCAACCACAUGUUGUUUGGUUGGUAACGAGAACUUGAACUGCAAGACGGUCAUUUGUUUUGGUCACAUGUACAACCUGGCUUCACUCAUCCAAGCUAUGGGCCGUCUACGGGUCAACCAGCGUAAUGGCUGUAAGGCAAUUUGUUUUCUUGAUGUUGACAAGGAAGUAGAUGCUGCUUCCGAUCUUAUGGCGCAUCUAUCCUGCUGCGGUCUUCUGAGUGAUGCAGUCAGGAAAUUUGUUGGACCCACAUCACUUAACAAUUUUUACAGAACAAGUGAGUGCAGGAUUGCCUUGGCAACAAAAGAGUUUGGUGCCAGACUAGUUCCAAAUUGUGGUGAAUGCGACAACUGUGUUACCACAAGGAUCCAGGAAAGAAAAGUCAAUAUGAACUGUGAUGCCCAACAAAAACAUGAGGCAGAAGUGGAAAUAAAUCGGGAGUUUUCAUCGUUACGUGACAAAAUGGAUGCAGCAUGCGUUGUCUGUGAGCGUGUAUCAUGUAAAGGUGAAGAUUGUAUGACUGGUAGAUGUCACAUCUGUGGCAUUGAAGGGCACAAUACCAAAGAAUGUACUAUGAGAAACUGUAAACCGAAAGACUCACUAGAAGGAAGAGCUUGCAGGAACUGCUGGACAUUUGGUCCUGAUCAUUCAAGCUAUAAAUGUAAACAUCGACGCUGGAAGCGUUUGGUUCUAUACAAUGGAUCUCCCAGGCAGAUCAAACAAUUGUAUAUGCCAACCGAGGUUGAAUCGAAGCAUAACAUGGUGCAAAUCUACAAAAAGCUUUUGGAGAAACCAUGGCCGGCCAAAAGAAAAACAACCCACCCAAUUGCCACACCCACACAAAAACGGAGAAUGGAAGUGGAAAACGUACCUGAGAUAGGUAUUUGGAAUGACAUUGCUUGCAGAGUUCCAACAACUGCUUCCAAAAGUGUGACCAACUUUACAAUAUUGAAAAGUCCCAGUCCUUGCACGGUGUUUAGACUAAAGGGAAGCGAAUUUAACAUACACCACCCCAAGGCCCCAUUAUAUAUACCCUAUAGAAAAAGAAAAGGGGAAGGGUUGGCAUUUUCUUUCAAGGUUGUCAGUUCUGUUGUUUUUGACGGACAAAUAAAAAAGGGGCAUAGCCCCUUUUUAAUUUUCUAUUGCUUUUCACUUGAGCCCCUUUUCAAUCUCUUGUUUUUGACGGACGAAAAAAAAAGGGGCAUAGCCCCAUUUGUAUUUUCUAUUGCUUUUUGCUUGAGCACCUAA
Cylindrotheca closterium is the source of this 2142-nucleotide messenger RNA. NCBI's taxonomy places the organism in Eukaryota, Bacillariophyta, Bacillariophyceae, Bacillariales, Bacillariaceae. The record is from the annotation of a GenBank genome assembly.